Pseudopodoces humilis (Tibetan ground-tit) is the source of this 3220-nucleotide messenger RNA. Lineage: Eukaryota; Metazoa; Chordata; Aves; Passeriformes; Paridae. The record is from RefSeq and is a predicted model, not a curated record.
AUGGGUCGGGCGGUGGGGGAGGGGCAGGCAGAGCCCCCCAAAGAGCCCAAAGACGAUUUAGAUGAAAUCAACCCCCCCGAACCCCGAGACCCCGACGGGCUCUUCAUCAGCAAACCCCAAAAUGUCCUGGUGGAGAGCGGGGGGGACGUGCUGGUGGUCGCCCGCGUGGACGGGGCGCAGCUCCCAGUUAAACCCAGUAUGAAGUGGUUCAAGGGCAAAUGGGUGGAACUGGGAGCCAAGAGCGGGGCCCGGUUCCAGUUCCGGGAGAGCUGCGAGAAGGAGACCAAGGUGUUCACCUUCGAGCUCUCCAUCUCCAAGGUGGUCCCCGGUGACCGGGGCGAUUAUCGCUGCGAGGUCACGGCCAAGGACAAGAAGGACAGCUGCUCCUUCAACAUCGACGUCGAGGGCGGACGCCCCUCGGGCUCGGACAACGUCCUGCAGACCUUCAAGAGAGCGGACAACUCCAAGGAUGAAACGGCCGGAGAGCUGGACUUCAGCGGGCUCCUGAAGAAGAGGGAGGAGCAAGCCGAGGAGACGAGGAGGAAGAAGAAGGACGAUGAAGAAGACACCAUCCCCCCUGAGAUCUGGGAGCUGCUCAAGGGCGUCACCAAGAAGAGCGAGUACGAGCGCAUCGCCUUCCAGUACGGCAUCACCGACCUCCGCGGCAUGCUGAAACGCCUCAAGAAGAUCAAGGUGGAGCCCAAGAAGAGCGAAGCCUUCAUCCGGAAGCUGGACCCGGCCUACCAGGUGGACAAGGGCAACAAGAUCCGGCUGAUGGUGGAGCUGAGCAACCCCGACCUGCCCCUGAAAUGGUACAAGAACGGUCAGCUGAUCAAACCCAGCAACAAGUACGUGUUCGAGAACGUGGGUCUCAAGCGCAUCCUGACCAUCAAUAAAUGUUCUCUGGCCGACGACGCCGCCUACGAGUGCCGGGUGAACGACGAGAAGAGCUUCACCGAGGUGUUCGUCAAGGAGCCGCCGGUGACGAUUGUGAAGGGUCCCGAGGACCAGCAGGUGGUGGUGGGCGAGCGAGCGGUGCUGGAGGCCGAGGUGUCCGAGGAGGGCGCGCAGGUCAUGUGGACGAAGGACGGCGUGGAGCUGACCCGCGAGGACGCCUUCAAGUACCGCUUCAAGAAGGACGGCAAGAAGCACUUCCUGAUCCUCAACGAGGCCACCAAGGAGGACACCGGCCGCUACCGCAUCCUCACCAACGGCGGCGAGGCCGAGGCCGAGCUCAUCGUGGAAGAGAAGCAGCUGGAGGUUCUCCAGGGCAUCUCAGGAGUUCUGGGCCCCCCCAAACGCUGCUGGCGGCCCCCCAGGAUCCACAAGCUGGUGAUCGACGACGUGCGGCCCGAGGAUGAGGGCGAUUACACCUUCGUCCCCGACGGCUUCGCCCUCACCCUCUCGGCCAAGCUCAACUUCCUCGAGAUCAAGGUGGAGUACGUGCCCAAACAAGAGCCCCCCAAGAUCCACCUGGACUGCUCGGGGCGGGACACGGAGCAGACGCUGGUGGUGGUGGCCGGAAACAAACUGAGGCUGGACGUGCCCAUCUCGGGGGAGCCGCUGCCCACCGUCACCUGGACCAAGGACGGACAGGUGUUCUCCUGCCCCGAGGGGCGUGUCCGGCUGGAGGAGAAGCACGGGCUCAGCAGUCUGGUGGUGGAGAGCGCCGAGCGCGGCGACGAGGGGCGCUACGAGAUCCGCGUCACCAACCCGGCCGGGGAGGACACGGCCGCCAUCACCAUCCGCGUCGUGGACGUCCCCGACCCCCCCGAGGCCGUGCGCGUCACUCAGGUGGGCGAGGACUGGGCCGUGCUCGUCUGGGAACCCCCCAAGUUCGACGGGGGACAGCCGGUGACAGGUUACCUGGUGGAGCGGAAGAAGAAGGGCUCGCACCGCUGGAUGAAGCUCAACUUCGAGGCGCUGCCGGCGCUGAGCUUCGAGGCCACGCGCAUGAUCGAGGGGGUCCUGUACGAGAUGAGGGUCUUCGCCCUCAACGCCAUCGGGGUCUCGGCCCCCAGCCUCAACACCCCCCCCUUCAUGCCCAUCGCCCCCACGAGCGAACCCACGCACCUGACGCUGGAGGACGUCACCGACACCACGGCCACCCUCAAGUGGCGCCCGCCCGAGCGCCUGGGGGCGGGGGGCAUCGACGGAUACCUGGUGGAGUGGUGCCGAGAGGGGGAGCGCCCCAAAAUCCGCCUGCCCCGGCACCUGCGGCAGACGUACGUGAGGAAGGUGGGGGAGCAGGUGAACCUCGUCAUCCCCUUCCAGGGCAAGCCCCGCCCCCAGGUGACGUGGACGAAGGAGGGCGGGGCCCUGGGCGAGGACGUGCACGUGCGCACCUCGGAGCGCGACACCGUGUUCUUCAUCCGCGCCGCCGCCAGGGGGCACUCGGGGCGCUACGGGCUGAGCGUGCGCAUCGAGGGCAUGGAGGACACGGCACACAUGAGACUGCGCGUCGUCGAGCGGCCGGGGCCCCCCCGGAAGGUGCAGGUGAAGGAGGUUUGGGGGUUCAAUGCCCUGCUGGAGUGGGAGCCCCCCGAGGACGACGGCAACGCCGAGAUCACCGGCUACACCGUCAUGAAAGCCGACAAGAGAACCAUGGAGUGGUUCACGGUGUACGAGCACAACCGGCCGCUGCGCUGCACGGUGUCGGAGCUGGUGAUGGGCAACGAGUACCUGUUCAAGGUGUUCAGCGAGAACCUGUGCGGGCUGAGCGAGCAGCCGGGGCUGUCCUGCAACACCGCCAUCAUCCCCAAAGCCGAGCUGAGGUUGAAGCCCCCCCAGUACCAGGAGCGCGAUUUCCGCUCGGCCCCGCGGUUCCUGACGCCGCUGGUGGAUCGCAGCGCCGUGGCCGGAUACUCCACCGCCCUCAACUGCGCCGUCAGGGGACACCCCAAGCCCAAAGUGGUGUGGCUGAAGAACCAGGUGGCCAUCGGGGAGGACCCCAAAUUCCUGGCCCGGCACAGCCAGGGGGUCCUGACCCUCCUGAUCCGAAAGCCGGGGCCCUUCGACGGCGGUACCUACACCUGCCGCGCCGUCAACGAGCUGGGCGAGGCCCUGACCGAGUGUCGCCUCGAGAUCCGCGUGCCCCAGUGAUGGCAAUACAGAAUGGCCAGCACAAUCCUGCACAGCCAGAAGCCCGUGAUGGCGAGGAAAAAGAGGCCGCCCAAUACCCCUCGAACCCCGGGAAAAAUAAAUUAUCUGAGCAAUCCCA